GGAACGACAUGUUUCAUUUCAAGUUCUCUAGCAAUAGAAGAAUUAACAACGAAAAGUUCACUGAAGUUCAAGGAUUUCGAGAGCCGAAAUCGUAAGACAUGUUUGUAUCUCGGGUACUGGCAAUUGCCUUUCUGCAACUCUACUUCGUGGAGGAAAUUUCAGGACAACUUCCAGUAACUAUGGGGAUAUUUUCCGGGCGUAAAGAUCCAGAAUGGGUGAUUCCAGGCACUCAUCCGAAGAUGGUGAAAAUCCAACUACUUCUGGUUGCCGCAGAAAAGGCUAAAACCUUUCACCCUAAAAAAAAAAUGCCACCAAGGUUGGGUUACAAGGGGUUCAUCGUAGUAUACAAAAAUGCAAAGCGCUUGAUUUUGGGCCCGAAAACGGUGGAUCUUCAAGAAGCUCUGUUCGCGACCAGGCCAGCAGGCACGAUACCAGAUACGAUCGUGGCGGAAAUUCUAGAGACGAUCAAAGCAGGAACUGUACUCCCCAUGAAACCUGUUCGAAGGAAGCGUUAUGCACCGCCGUUUAACCCAGCUCCCUAUAUGUUUGACGACGUGAGAGAGGACAACAACUGCUACAAUUACGCAAACAUCAGAAUCACCGACACCUAUGCACAGCCUGGUAGAGGUGCAGGAGCACUCUUUAUCGCACUUACUGGCGCUGCAGUGCAAGCUGGUGCAAUCGCCGAUGGAUUGGCUGUUGUUGCGAACGGCAACUUCCCUGUAGGACCAAGACAUGUGGUGGCUCUUGUAAUUUGGCCCGGAGUCGACUUUCACUUCUUCCUUAGAGAUAACGAUGGUCAUUGGUCUCAUAAGCCUGGCGAGACCAGUGUCACCCGAACUGAUAACUCGGGUAAUUUGAUUAAUGAUCCGUCCGCAGCGGGUGUUGACAUGAACGGGUACGUAUUUCACUGUUUCAUGACCACCAAUAGGAACACUGUCAAUAUCCUUUAAUCAUCUGUAAUUGAGUGGUUACAUCAGCAAAUACCAGCCAAUAGCUCUGUAAAUGCGGUUUGGCAAAUAAAAGAGUACUAAUUACUCAC
Molecule: messenger RNA, 1042 nt
Organism: Orbicella faveolata
Lineage: Eukaryota; Metazoa; Cnidaria; Anthozoa; Scleractinia; Merulinidae
Source: RefSeq, a predicted model, not a curated record